AUGAAGCUAUCCGGAUCAAGUGCCCUGCUGCUUCUAGGUUUCGGCCUCCUAGGUCAUGCAUCGCCGUUGGUCCAUGUACAGGGCAAGAAUUGCACCGUGAAGCCUCUCGGCCACGGCCAAGAUGAUGUCCCCAACAUUCUCCACGCGGUGGAAAAAUGUGGCCAAACGCCAGGAGGAAGGAUUUCCCUUCCAGCCCCUUACACGUAUCGCAUUAAUCAACGAAUGACAACACAUCUCGAAAGCUCAACCCUUGAAGUAGGUGGGAUGUUGCUCUUCAGCGACGACAUUACAUACUGGGUAAACAAUUCCUACCGGAUCGACUUCCAGAAUCAAUCAACAGCCUGGCGGAUAACCGGUCAUGAUUAUGUGGUUGACGGAGGUCCGGAGAGAGGUGGAAUUGACGGAAAUGGUCAACUGUGGUAUACUUGGGCGAAGGGAGGGAGCAAUGUGUUUGGUCGGCCUAUGCCACUGCAUGUCUUAAAUUCGACCCGGGCGGUCCUUCGCAAUAUCGCGAUUCGUCAGCCGCAGUUUUGGGCUGUGUUGGUUGAAUCUUCGUCGCAUGUUGAGUUGGAUAAUUUCUAUGUCAAUGCGACUAAUUCAGACCCUAAUGCCACUGAGGAUACAGUUUGGAUUCAAAAUACGGAUGGGAUUGAUACGUACAGAUCUGAUCAUGUUACGAUCACCAACUGGGUGUAUGAGGGUGGGGAUGAUGCGGUGGCAUUCAAACCGAACUCGACCAACAUUCAUGUUGAGAAUGUGACAGUAUAUGGAGGACCAGGGAUUGCAUUUGGUUCGCUGGGACAGUAUCCUGACAGGUAUGAUAUUGUCGAAAAUAUAACUGUGAAGAAUGCCAAUUUUCAACCGUCCUCCCAACGAGCGAUGAACUCCGGAAUAUACUUCAAGAGCUGGAUCGGUGUCAACUUCGGUGUCCCUCCGAACGGAGGUGGAAACGGCCAUGGCUAUGUGCGCAAUGUGACUGUCGAGGAUAUCACAUUCAAAGAUGUACAGUUACCGAUAUACAUCGACACAUGCCUGAGCUACCUAUUCGAUCAAAAUGUUACUCAGUACUGCGAUACAUCCACAUUUCGAUUCGACGAUCUACAUUUCAGAAACAUUAGUGGAAAUGGGCUUGCUACUCCCACUAACUACACAGGCAGAAAUAUUACAUUCGCAGUAUCCAUGAUCUGUUCGAAGGAGGCACCAUGUACCGAUAUUACAUUCGAAGAUGUGGAUAUCAAACUGCCUGAGUCGUAUAGCGGGAAGAGUGUUCUGUGCGAGAACGCCGGUGUGCAAGGCCUUGAGUGCAACUCAUAA
Molecule: messenger RNA, 1314 nt
Organism: Aspergillus oryzae RIB40
Lineage: Eukaryota; Fungi; Ascomycota; Eurotiomycetes; Eurotiales; Aspergillaceae
Exons: 4
Coding region: 1-1314 (437 amino acids)
Biological process (GO): carbohydrate metabolic process
Molecular function (GO): polygalacturonase activity
Source: RefSeq, a predicted model, not a curated record